UGUGAGGAGGCAGAGCUGCAGAUUCGUCUUGUUGGUUUUUUGGCCCAGACUUGAGGUUUUGCAAGUUUUUCCCUGUGUUGGGGUUACGCGCGGAGAAUUUCUUAUCGAUUUCCGCCGGGUCUCUUUUUUUUUCUCCCUUCACUAUCGCCAUCUUUUUGACCACUUUUGUUUAAACGGCAAAGGAAGGUGACGACUGACUUACCUUCAAUAUGUCGUCUAUGAUCACCACGGCUGCGUGGGUGCGACAAGGUGUCGCAGCCCAGUUCCCUACGAAAUAUGAAAUCAACGAGGAGGAAAUGGACCGCAUAUCGAAGCUUGCGAAGAUGCAGCUCGAAGAAGCGCAGGGUGACCUGAAGGCCGCGCAGGAGGACGAGGCCAUGGAGGAGGAUCAGAAGGAGGAUGCCGGCGAGGAUGCUAUGGAGGACGAUGAGAAGCCCGCGGCUGAUGCGGAGAAGAAAAAUGCUACCGAUGAUGACGACCUGAAAGAGUACGAUCUCGACCACUACGACAGCGACGAGGUCGAUGAGGAUGGCGAGAAGUUCACCAUGUUCGGCAAUGUCAAGUCGCUGGCGUACCAUCAACCGAACGAGGAGGACCCGUACCUGGUCAUGCCGCCGGAGGAGGAGGAUGAGGAAAGAGAGGAGUUGCAGAUCAUGCCCAAGGAUAACCUGAUCCUGGCUGGGAAGGUGGAGGACGAGGUCGCCCAUCUCGAGGUCUACGUCUACGAGGACGCCGCCGACAAUCUUUAUGUACACCACGACAUCAUGCUGCCCGCCAUUCCUCUCGCCGUGGAGUGGCUGGAUAUCCCCGUGGGCAAGGCCGCUGAGGGCCGGACCACUGGAAACUUCGUCGCGGUUGGUACGAUGGAGCCGGAUAUCGAGAUCUGGGAUCUCGACAUCGUCGACUGCAUGUAUCCCAACGCCAUUCUCGGCCAGGGUGGCGCCGAUGCGGAAGGAAAGAAGUCGAAGAAGAAGAAGCCCAAGGCCAACGACGAGUACCACAUUGACGCCGUGCUGGCAUUGGCUGCCAACCGGCAGCACCGCAACCUGCUGGCCUCCGGCUCGGCGGACCGGACGGUCAAGUUGUGGGACCUGCAGACCACCAAGUGCGCCAAGUCCUACUCUCACCACACCGACAAGGUCUGCUCGUUGAACUGGCACCCCACCGAAUCUACGAUCCUGUUGACUGGUAGUUACGACCGGACCGUCGUGGCCGCGGAUAUGCGCGCGCCCGACUCCAAGGCUCGCUGGGGCGUGGAUACGGAUGUCGAGAACGUGCGUUGGGACCCUCAUGACCCCAACUACUUCUACGUGACGACCGAUGGCGGAAUGGUGUAUCGCUACGACGUACGCAACAUCCCCGCCAGCCCCAAGGAGUCCAAGCCCGUGUGGUCGCUGCAGGCGCACGACUCCUCCGUGUCAGCCUUCGACAUCAACCCAGCUAUCCCCGGCUUCCUGGUCACAGGAUCGACGGACAAGCAGGUGAAGCUCUGGAAUGUGGAGGACAACAAGCCCAGCAUGGUCGUCUCGCGCAAGCUGGAGGUGGGCAAGGUCUUCUCGACGAGCUUUGCACCGGAUGCCGACGUGAGCUUCCGCCUGGCCGUGGCCGGCAGCAAGGGCGUGGUCCAGAUUUGGGAUACCUCCACCAACGGGGCGGUGCGUCGCGCAUUCGUGUCGCGCAUGCCGUCUUUGGAAGGCGAAGUCAAGGAGCGCAUGGUGGGCAUGCAGCCCGAUCAGGAUGAGUCGGACGAUGAUGCUGGACAGGAGGUUGGCGGUGGGCACGGCGGCGAUGGCUGGGAGUCGAUGGAUGAGGAUUAAGCAAAAAGCGAAAAGCACGUGAUAACGAAGAUUGAGACAAUUUCAUGUCGAACCCUCAAAAUUUACGAAGAUAUUUAGAUAGCUUUUUUUUUUGUUGUGCUUCUUUUGUUGUCUAUUUUUAUUUUCCAUUGACCUACAAUGAAAACG
Aspergillus japonicus CBS 114.51 is the source of this 1964-nucleotide messenger RNA. Its product is annotated as rRNA-processing protein PWP1. The coding region runs from base 210 to 1817 and encodes 535 amino acids. The record is from RefSeq and is a predicted model, not a curated record. Gene Ontology annotation, biological process: rRNA processing. NCBI's taxonomy places the organism in Eukaryota, Fungi, Ascomycota, Eurotiomycetes, Eurotiales, Aspergillaceae. Gene Ontology annotation, cellular component: nucleus. Gene Ontology annotation, molecular function: protein binding. The transcript has 2 exons.